AUGUAUGACCAUGAUGUUAUCCAGCCAGAGGACAAGCGAAUUACACUAUCCCAACUCAAACAACUCAUGGCGGACCCUUUGGUUGAUUACUUAGCUCUUGUUGUUGAUCUUAUCUGCAGUCCUACUUGCGCGGAAACACACCCUACACUGGCCCACUCGGUCCGUUUCAUCAUCCCGGACAAGGGCAGCAAAGUUGAUACAGAUGGAAUUGCAAAUUUAUUCAAUACUAGAUUGUCUAGGCUGCGGACGGUGCAAACAAAGCUACGCAUGGAACUUGAGCCUCUACGUGUGCUUAUCCUACGGCAUAGAGUAACUAAGGCCUGCAUAAUCAACAAUGGCGGAAACCGCGUAAUCAUGGACAUCAAUGCCAUCAUUGAAAAGGGAAAUAAUAAAGAGUUGGAAAAAAACUCUAAGAAUGCAGAAGAAGAUACGAAAAAUGAGAUUCUACCAAAAUCCCGACUGCAAUUUCAUUUGCUAGAAAUAAAUGAGACAGCUGAAGAAAUCGAAGAGCAGGCCCAUUGGCUAUGCAAAUCUGUAGGAAGUUUUAAUGGCAUGGCGUGGCUACGUCCACCAACUGAGUUAGCAGGUGGAAGGAUCUGGCUAUUGGACACUUUUGAUGAGCAUUCAGAGGAAAUAGAGAAAAAAGAGAAUGCCAAACGCGAUGCUGACAAGUUUUAUGAGCCGCGUUUGCUACAGUCCUGCCACAUAAAGUAUAUUGUGAGUCGUCUUUCUAUUGAUCGUGUCCUCUUGGUGGCUAAAGAUGCACCCGCCGAUGUUGACAACGUUGAAACUCUGAUCGACGUAUAUCAAUCACGAGUCGGCUGUCCCUGCUUGCUAGUACCAGCAGACUGGGCCUCGAAUGACCUGGAAAGGAUGCGAUCGGAACUUGCUAGAAUUACAAACUUUUUGGCAAAUGGUCAAUGUCCUCAGCGAAUGUCAUCAGAGAAUGGUCUACAGGAAAACGAUCAACAUCGACCAUCUCAUCGAAUCAUGGUAUUAGGAGGUGGCAAUGGUGGUGCAGUAUGCUUAGCAGUUGCCUUGUUGAUGCUUCUACUUCGCUGGCGAAUGCCCGCUGCAUAUCAUCACUUAAGAUCUGCACGCUCUCGGCCACCACUUCUGCCAGUUCAAUUAACAUGUCUCUGGCAGCUUGAUCAGGCUUUAUUUGCUGGCCUUACCAAGACACGUAGUGCUCAUGUGGCCGGACCUUAUGAUAAAGGGGGUCUGGGCAAGUCUAAAGUAGUGAAGGGCAAAUUGAAAAGAAGAGCAGCUUUUUUCAGAAGACAAGAUACAGAAGUUCCGCUUCCCAUUCUUGCUCAUACCCUUACAGGAAUUAAACCUAAGACCUUCUUCCUAACAGACAUUGAGCUGCUAGAAGACACUACGCAAGUAGAACAGCAAGGAUUAAGUCAAGUAGACGAUAGUUCUAAGCAUCGUAUAAAGGAUCUAGCCCUUAAGAAAAAACUGGAUCGACAUACGAAGAAGUCGGGAGAGAAAAGCAAAAAGUACCUAAAAUGGAUUAAUAGAGAGAUUGAUCCGAACUCUUUGCUUGAAAUGCACAGCAACGAAGUAUUGGGACAGAACGGUGAGAAGCCUAAUGGUAAAGAUCAUGCCCAGAUAAUGAGUGAGGACACUCUUGUAAUGAGGAUAACCGCUGAGGACUUAGAAGGAUUCGAUACAGACGAACUAAUGCAAUCAAAUAAAUAA
Messenger RNA from Protopolystoma xenopodis, 1704 nucleotides. NCBI's taxonomy places the organism in Eukaryota, Metazoa, Platyhelminthes, Monogenea, Polystomatidea, Polystomatidae. The record is from the annotation of a GenBank genome assembly.